AUGGGAGAAGGCUUCUCCCCCAGUCCAGGCCUCCCUUCUCCUGUGCUCUGUUGCUUUUGUGAAGACAAGAUGAAGCUCACAGUCAUCUUUGCCGGACUUCUCGGAGUCUUCCUAGCACCUACCCUUGCUGACUAUAAUAUCAACAUCAGCGAUGACAACAACGUCGCUGGCAGCGGGCAGCAGUCAGUGAGUGUCAACAAUGAACACAACGUGGCCAACGUCGACAACAACAACGGGUGGGACUCCUGGAACGCCGUCUGGGAUUAUGAAAACGGCUUUGCUGCAACCAGACUCUUUAAGAAGAAGUCAUGCAUCGUGCACAGAAUGAACAAGGAUGCCAUGCCCUCCCUUGAAGCCCUUGAUGCACUGGUCAAAGAAAAGAAGGUAAAAAUAGAAGAUGAAAGACCAGAGGGACCCCCUCCCAAGGGCCUCAUGUACUCAAUCAACCCUAAUGAAGUUGAUGACCUGAACAAGUUUGGAAAAAACAUUGCUAGCAUGUGCCGGGGGGUCCCAACAUACUUGGCUGAGGAGGUACAAGGAGCAAGCCUAUUUUAUUACUCAGGAAGGUGCUUCAAUACUAAUAUACUCUGGAUUGUGAACAUUUCCUUCUGUGGAAAAACAGUGGAUAACUAA
Messenger RNA from Otolemur garnettii (small-eared galago), 633 nucleotides. It is a transcript of the gene GKN1, whose product is annotated as gastrokine 1. The record is from RefSeq and is a predicted model, not a curated record. The coding region runs from base 1 to 633 and encodes 210 amino acids. The transcript has 6 exons. Gene Ontology annotation, biological process: regulation of cell population proliferation. NCBI's taxonomy places the organism in Eukaryota, Metazoa, Chordata, Mammalia, Primates, Galagidae.